ACUGACAGCCCGGGGGGAGAGCUUUUCUGUGCGCCGUAGCCCCGUUGGACUUGAAGGGGCUCUACGUGACGGCUGAGGAGUGGGCAACACUUCUGAACGGAGCGCAGCAGUGCAGCACAUUUCAGACACGCAGAGAGGAGAGGAGCCGUGCGGAGAGACGGGUGCCCAUCCGUUAACUAGCUGGAGGAACGCACACUAACAAUCCCUUAUGGCUGCUUGAGAAAUAACCAAACACCCCCCCUCCCCCUUUUUUCUCUUUCUCUGGGACUUUUGGCUUUUUAGUAUUGUCCUGACCAGAAGUUGUUGCAAGUCGAGUUAGUUUCUCCAAGUUGAAAAGUGAAUCCACUUGCCGUGGACUUCUCUGGCGGUCAUGGAUACCCAUAUAAGAUGGAAAGUUAAACGGACGAUAAGGGACGCCCAAAUCACUUUAGCGGUGAUUCUGCUUUUUGUCACAUCGCAAGCAAGUUCAGUGGAACCAGCAGACCUCUUGAAGAUUUUAGAUUUUCACAGUUUACCCGAGGGUGUUCUAAAAACAACGGGUCUCUGCUCACAUCGGAGGUCAACACAAGGACCCGAUGUCGCCUACAGAGUCUCCAAAGACGCCCAGCUGAGCGCCCCCACCCAACAGCUGUAUCCAGGUGAUGUGUUCCCGGAGGACUUUUCCAUCUUGGCCACAGUGAAGCCUAAGAAGGGCAGCCAGUCCUUCCUGCUGUCUGUGUACAAUGAGCAGGGCAUCCAGCAGCUCGGGCUGGAGGUGGGCCGUUCUCCAGUGUUCCUGUACGAGGACCACACAGGCAAACCCAGCCCCGAGGACUACCCCCUCUUCAGAGGAGUCAACCUGGCUGACGGAAAAUGGCAUCGAGUGGCCAUCAGUGUGCACAAGCAGACCAUCACCCUCAUUCUGGACUGUAAAAAGAAGACCACCCAGAAGUUGCUCCGAAGCCCCCACCCCAUCAUCGAUACCAAGGGAAUUGUAGUUUUUGGAACUAGAAUACUUGAUGAAGAAGUCUUUGAGGGAGACAUCCAGCAGCUAUUGAUUGUAGGAGACCAUCGUGCUGCCUAUGACUACUGUGAGCACUACAGUCCUGAUUGUGAAGUGCCCAUGCCCGACCAGCCUCAGAACCAGGACCCCAACACCGAUGAAUAUAACACAGAGGAGGACAGCUACUAUUACGAGUACCCUUACUAUGAGGACACCGAGGGAAAGCCUCUUGAAUCAACAUCUGAUGCUGAGAUGACAAAAGAAGUCAAGGUGGCAGAUGAAGACAGCGUGGUUUCUGAAGUGGAGGAGGCUAAGAGGGUUUCUGGUGCCAUCGGCGGCAAAGUGACCUCCAUCACCAGCAGCUCAUCAGCUGGCUCAUCAGCUGGCUCAUCAGCUGGUUCAUCCGCUGGCUCAUCAGCUGGCUCAUCCGCUGGCUCAUCUGCUGGUUCUUCAUCCAGCUCUUCAUCCAGCUCCACAGGAACUGCCACUGCCGGAGGAGAAGCCUACGGAGAGGAGGCCGCCCCUUACGAAAGUUACGAUGGCUACGGUAACUACGAGACCUACUAUGACGAGGCCACGGCAGCCCCAGAUACAGACUCCUCCCGACGGGUCACCAUCACCAGCAGCAGCAUCGGCACUGGGGGCGAGGUGGACCUGGAGGCAGGGGGAAAGAUUGACUUGAGUUCAGCCUCCAGCGUCGAAAGGCGGGUCACCGGUGGAGAAGGAUCUUCAAUCACCAUGACCGCCAAUAAGACAUCAGUUGUAACUUCCGUUGGUGACUAUGGUGAUGAGUAUGAUUAUGGCACCGACGACGCUUAUAGCCUUGGUGCAGAAGGUGACACCACCAGUACCGUCCAUGUCAGUGGAGGUGGAGGCAGCAGCAGCAGUUCAGUCCACGUUGGAGGUGGAGGUGGAAGCAGCAGCAGCAGCAGCAGCAGCAGUUCAGACCAUGUCAGUGCAGGUGGAGGAGGUGGAAGCAGCAGCAGCAGUUCAGACCAUGUCAGUGCAGGUGGAGGAGGUGGAGGAGGCAGCAGCAGUUCUACCAUGACUAUCGGGGGCGGGUCUUCCUCUGCGGGGGGAUCUUCCACCACCGGAGGGGGAUCAGCCAGCGCCGGCACCGGAGCAGGGGGCUCCAUCGCCACGGGAACAGGCCUGGGUGUUGAAGGAGAGGGAGACUACACAGACCUGGAUGGGUUCAAGGAGGAGCACCUCAGCGAAUACAGCGAUUUAGACUCGUACGGCACCUACGAUGACCUCGACUAUGACGACGGGGGAAAAGUGCUGCCUGCUGAGACCGGGACAGAUUAUGGACAGGUCCACGGAGCCCGUGGCGAGAAGGGACAGAAGGGAGAGCCUGCUGUUAUUGAGCCUGGAAUGUUGGUGGAGGGCCCGUCUGGGCCUGAAGGGCCAACAGGCCUCCCCGGGCCCCCAGGUUCUUCUGGCCAACCAGGCAGUUCUGGAGAUUCUGGAGAGAGGGGUCCUCCUGGUCGUGCUGGUCUUUCCGGUGCUGAUGGUCUGCCCGGACCCCCUGGUACCGUCCUUAUGCUGCCUUUCAGAAUGAGUUCUGGUGGUGACUCCGGACAGAAGGGCCCUGCUGUGUCAGCACAGGAGUCCCAGAUGCAAGCCAUCAUGCAGCAGGCUAGGCUGGCUAUGCGCGGCCCUACAGGUCCCAUGGGUUUGACUGGCAGGUCCGGCCCUCUGGGUCCUCCCGGGGACUCAGGCAUGAAGGGAGAGUCUGGAGACUCAGGUCCUCAGGGACCACGUGGACCCUUGGGAUCCUCUGGACCCUCUGGAAAGCCUGGCAGAAGGGGUCGUUCUGGAGCCGACGGUGCCAGGGGCAUGCCGGGACAGUCUGGAACCAAGGGAGACCGAGGCUUUGAUGGUCUUUCCGGACUUCCUGGUGAAAAAGGACACAGAGGUGAAUCUGGACCCUCUGGACCUCAUGGUGGUCCUGGAGAGGAUGGAGAAAGGGGAGAUGAUGGAGAGAUCGGGCCCCGGGGACUUCCUGGCGAAUCAGGGCCCCGCGGCUUGCUCGGACCAAAAGGACCUCAGGGACCCUCUGGACCCCCUGGUGUUACUGGAAUGGAUGGACAACCUGGACCCAAAGGAAACAUCGGACCUCAAGGAGAACCAGGACCUUCUGGACAGCAAGGAAACCCAGGAACCAUGGGUCUUGCAGGGCCCCAAGGAGCCAUCGGACCCCCAGGAGACAAGGGACCUUUCGGGAAACCAGGCUUGCCAGGAAUGCCAGGAGCUGACGGCCCACCGGGUCACCCUGGAAAGGAAGGGCCUAACGGAGAGAAAGGACACUUGGGCCCUGCUGGCCCUCAAGGACCCCUUGGUUAUCCCGGGCCCCGAGGUGUGAAGGGAGCCGACGGUGUCCGCGGUCUGAAAGGACACAAGGGUGGAAAGGGAGAAGAUGGAUUCCCCGGCUUCAAGGGAGAUUUGGGAAUCAAGGGCGACAGGGGAGAGCUCGGCCCAGGAGGACCCAGAGGAGAGGACGGUCCCGAGGGUCCCAAGGGUCGCUCAGGUCUCUUAGGAGAUUCUGGUCCUCUCGGCCCAUCUGGUGAAAAGGGUAAACUCGGAGUUCCCGGACUCCCCGGAUACCCAGGAAGACAAGGACCAAAGGGAUCUCAAGGUUUCCAAGGAUUCCCAGGAGCCAACGGAGAGAAAGGAGCUCGGGGAUUGGCAGGGAAGUCUGGCCCACGCGGACAGAGGGGACCAACGGGGCCUCGAGGAGAGAGAGGAGCAAGGGGACCAACAGGAAAGAAUGGACCAAAGGGUACCUCAGGAAAUGACGGCCCACCAGGACCUCUUGGCGAGAGGGGUCUGCCAGGGCCUCAGGGACCAACAGGUUUCCCAGGACCAAAGGGCCCUCCUGGACCCGCAGGAAAAGACGGACUGCCCGGACAUCCUGGACAGAGAGGAGAGACUGGAUUCCAAGGCAAGACUGGCCCUCCUGGCCCCCCAGGUGUGGUUGGACCUCAGGGACCAACAGGUGAGACUGGACCAAUGGGAGAUCGCGGUCAUCCUGGACCCCCAGGCCCACCUGGUGAGCAGGGUCUACCUGGAUCUGCAGGAAAGGAAGGAGCCAAGGGUGACCCCGGUCCUGCUGGCCCACUCGGUAAGGAUGGCCCUCCUGGACUCAGAGGUUUCCCCGGAGAGAGAGGUCUGCCCGGCCCUGUGGGGGCUCAUGGCCUGAAAGGAAGCGAAGGACCCCAUGGCCCACCUGGACCCGCUGGUUCUCCUGGUGAGCGCGGCCCUGCUGGCCCAGCCGGACCUACAGGUCUGCCUGGACGUUCCGGACCCCAGGGACCCCCGGGGCCUUCCGGAGAGAAAGGAGGACCCGGAGAGAAAGGACCUCAAGGCCCAGCUGGAAGAGAUGGUAUUCAGGGACCUGUGGGUCUGCCCGGCCCUGGAGGACCUCCUGGACCCCCCGGAGAGGACGGAGACAAGGGAGAGCUUGGAGAGUCCGGCCAGAAAGGAGGCAAGGGUGACAAAGGAGAGCAUGGCCCACCUGGUCCCACCGGCCCUCAAGGACCUGUUGGAGCACCCGGUCCAGCUGGUGCGGAUGGAGAGCCCGGUCCCAGAGGUCAGCAGGGUCUGUUUGGUCAGAAGGGAGAUGAAGGAUCCAGAGGGUUCCCCGGACCUCCAGGUCCAGUUGGUCUGCAGGGCUUGCCUGGUCCCCCCGGUGAGAAAGGUGAAACUGGAGACGUUGGUCAAAUGGGUCCACCCGGUCCACCUGGUCCCAGAGGCCCCUCAGGACCCCCAGGAGCUGACGGCCCUCAGGGACCUCCCGGUGGCAUUGGAAACCCUGGCUCUGUUGGAGAAAAGGGAGCUGCUGGAGAAACAGGAGUGCCCGGACUUCAGGGAGAACUCGGAGGACCAGGUCCAAGAGGAGAGAGAGGAGAGAAGGGAGAGGGUGGUCCAGCUGGUACAUCAGGACCCCCCGGCCCUAAGGGUCCCCCUGGAGAUGACGGUCCCAAAGGAAGCCCCGGUCCAAGUGGUUUCCCUGGUGACCCUGGUCCCCCUGGAGAGCCCGGUGCAGCUGGAUUAGAUGGACCCGCUGGUGACAAGGGAGAUGACGGAGAGGCUGGUCAAGCUGGUUCUCCUGGACCCACUGGAGAGUCUGGUCCCUCUGGACCCCCAGGAAAGAGAGGCCCCCAUGGAAUAUCAGGACCUGAGGGAAGACAAGGAGAGAAGGGGACUAAGGGAGAGACUGGUUUGGAAGGUCCCCAAGGAAAGACAGGCCCCGUUGGUCCUCAAGGAUCACCUGGCAAGCCCGGUUCUGAAGGCCUGCGGGGUAUCCCUGGCCCAGUUGGAGAGCAAGGUCUUCCUGGUUCUCCAGGCCCAGAUGGACCUCCGGGACCCAUGGGUCCUCCUGGUUUACCUGGUAUGAAAGGAGAUUCUGGCGUUAAAGGAGAAAAGGGCCAUCCUGGGCUUAUUGGUCUUAUCGGACCCCCAGGAGAACAGGGAGAGAAGGGUGACCGUGGUCUGCCCGGCCCCCCAGGACAACAUGGCUCCAAGGGAGACAAUGGUAUUGCCGGUCCUUCAGGUCCUCUCGGUCCCCUCGGCCCCCCUGGACUACCUGGUCCAUCUGGUCCUAAAGGAGCUAAAGGGUCAUCUGGUCAAACUGGACCGAAGGGAGAGACCGGUACAUCUGGACCUCCUGGCCAACCUGGCCCCCCCGGCGAUGUCAUUCACCCCCUCCCCAUGAUGUCCAACAUGAAGGGCAGAAAUCGCAGGAACAUCGAUGCCAGCGAGGUGAUGGACGACAUGCCUGCAGAUACCAACUACAAGGACUACGAAGACGGCAUGGAGGAAAUCUUUGGCUCGCUCAACUCCCUGAAGCUGGAGAUCGAGCAGAUGAAGCAUCCGAUGGGAACGCAGAGCAACCCGGCGCGUACCUGUAAAGACCUGCAGCUCUGCCACCCCGACUUCCCCGAUGGUGAGUACUGGAUUGAUCCAAACCAGGGCUGCUCUCGGGACUCCUUCAAGGUUUACUGCAACUUCACAGCAGGAGGAGAGAGCUGCAUCUUCCCAGAUAAGAAGUCUGAAGGGAGCAAAAUGGCAAAAUGGCCCAAAGACUCGCCAGGCACAUGGUAUAGUCACUACAAGAGAGGUUCCCUGCUCUCCUACGUGGAUGCCGAGGGUAGCCCCGUCAGCGUGGUCCAGAUGACCUUCAUGCGGCUGCUGAGCGCGGCUGCCAGACAGAACAUGACGUACAACUGCUACCAGUCGGUGGCCUGGCACGACCAGGAGCAGGACGGCUACGACAAGGCCAUCCGCUUCCUGGGCUCCAACGACGAGGAGAUGUCUUACGAUAACAACCCCUACAUCCGCGCUGUGGUCGACGGCUGUGCGUUGAAAAAGGGUUAUGAAAAGACAGUACUUGAGAUCAACACGCCAAAGGUGGAACAGGUGCCAUUUGUGGACAUUAUGUUCAACGACUUUGGCGGCUCCGCGCAGAAGUUUGGAUUUGAAGUGGGCCCUGUCUGUUUCAUCGGCUAAGACUGUUUACUGAACAAAUGGAGAAAAAAAAGCAUAUAUUUGUUUUCUCAGAGAAAAAAAAAAAACUAUUGAAAAAGAAUAGGACAAUUCUAUUUGUAAAAAAGUAACUUUUUUUUCCAUAAAGCAACAAGUAUGAGUAAAAAUGAAAUCAAGUGAAAUUCUAUAGGAAUAGAGGAAAAUAACCUUGAAACCUCAGUGUGCCUUCUCCAUCACAUGCACGUUUUGAAACUGGAUGUCAGAUCCUGCCUUCUACACAAACAACCCUAGCCCCAUGCCACCAUUCUCCAUUUAGAUUUAGACAUGGAAGGCGACCCUGAGAGCUCCAACCGUUCCAGACGCUCGCUGCAUUUGCCACGGACUCCAUCUGAUUUGGCUCUUUGUUUUCCUUUCAGUUCUGAUCUCAUGUUUUCCCGCCCCUCCCCGGCUUAUUCCACUUGUCCUUUGUUGUUUUGUUCGCUCAUUCACUACGGGAGCUUUGUUUGUGCAUAAUUCUCUCCCCAUUCCCUUGGAAUGGACCAUAUAUAUAUAAAUAUAUAUAAAUAAUUUGUAUGUUUGUAAGUACAUUCUGUAUAUUUUUCAUGGUAAUUUGUAUUGCCUCUGGCUUCAAAACAUGCAUGUGACCUUUUAAUUGUGAGGUAGGAUAUGAUGGAUACAGGGGUAAAUGGUAGAAAUAUAUCAAAAGUGAGGAAAUUCGACUUGUAAAUUAAAAAAACUCAAAAGAAACAAAUUGGGAAGUCCUGUCUUGUUGCGGUUGUGGAGCACACCUUGUUGUAAUUUAAGAACAGAAUGGAAAUAAAAGACGAAAACAAGCUCUGUGAUAUUAUGUGAUUUGCAUAACGAACGACCACACAAAAUACAUUCCUCCUUUUGUGCCCUCUGAACAGAACACCCAGCUUGGUGGUUAAUAUUAUUAACUUAAUAAACAGCUUCUAUUUUUUCUUUUCUUCAAAUACACAUCUAUCUGACUAUGCAAUGGGAAGUGAUGUCACAUUGAAAUGAAAACACAAAGAAAUCAAAUCCUAGGUGCUAUUUUCUCUCUUCUGUGGUGCUAUGUGUUUUUCUAAUUUGUGUUGUUUGAAUGAAAGAAAAUGUGCGGUGAUAAUAUUCCACCGCCAGCAGCCCCCUUGACUCUUUACCACCACAUCCGACGCAGGUGGAUCUUUGCUGCAUCUAUUUACUUGUUUUUCUUCAAAUGUUCAGCAGUGGUGUUUGCAUGCCAUUUCUCUACACAUCCACUCACAGAUCAGUGCAGCAUGGCGGCGUAUGUUGUCUCCUGCUUCAGCGGACCGCACAAACUUGUACAAAUGUUGGAAUAACGAGAGGAAAGAUGGUGCUGUUGGCUUUGCAUAUCAUUGCUCUAAGAAGCUGCAUCAUGGAGUUGAGGAGUGGACAUGUUGUGAUUGGGCCAAAGCACCCAAAAAGGGAUAUGGGAUAAGUUUUGUUUGGUGUAUAAAACCCUAAACGCUUCCACCAAAGGUUUUCAGGUAUAUUAAUAUAGCUUUAAGGGCCAUGGUGGCUUGAAAUCUUUUUUUUUAAUGGGAAACAACUUGAAAAGUAUUUUUUCUCACAGUAGAAGCAGGUCAUCAGAUGAAAGCGUUGGCUCAUGCAGCAUCAAAGAUUGCUUGUUGGUCUUUUGUUUUUGCCCUUAUUGUAAUUAUGCUCUUUGUUUAAACUAUGCACUCUCUAUGCUUAUGACCACUAGUAUCUGCCACAGGAUUUUACCGCUCUUCAUACAUAGGUUUUUUUUUUUUAAAUCUUUAAAUAUGUGACUUGAACCAUUUCUGUUAAGAUAACUCAAUAUGCUUGUAGAUCUUUGACUUUGUUUUUCAUUGUGAUGCAGUACACCCAAAUUUAACACUUUCCUCUCAAAAAGAAAAAGGAGAAACAACAUUUUUGUAAAUUUCCAGAACCAGCAGUGAUGCUGCCAUUGUUUUUGUUUCAUUUCAUUUUGUAGAUGUCCGUUUGUCUGUCUGUUUGUUUGUUUUUCACAGUCUUUGUCAAACCUGUGUAAGGAUAAAAGGAUAGAAGUUAUAUUGGUUUUUAUGUCAAUAAAUUCAAGUUUACUGUGGCCAUCCA
Messenger RNA from Notothenia coriiceps (black rockcod), 8569 nucleotides. It is a transcript of the gene col5a1, whose product is annotated as procollagen, type V, alpha 1. The coding region runs from base 371 to 6493 and encodes 2040 amino acids. The record is from RefSeq and is a predicted model, not a curated record. The transcript has 66 exons. Lineage: Eukaryota; Metazoa; Chordata; Actinopteri; Perciformes; Nototheniidae. Gene Ontology annotation, molecular function: extracellular matrix structural constituent. Gene Ontology annotation, cellular component: extracellular matrix.